Molecule: messenger RNA, 3142 nt
Organism: [Torrubiella] hemipterigena
Lineage: Eukaryota; Fungi; Ascomycota; Sordariomycetes; Hypocreales; Clavicipitaceae
Source: the annotation of a GenBank genome assembly
CGGAUGCCAGGGCAAACUCCCAUAGGAUUUGAUUAAUUUCACUUCCAAUGUUCCCGGCCGAAUGCGAAGCUUAGAGGUGCGGCGGCGCUGGUGUUCAGCCUCCAGAAUCGCUGUUCCGAUCUCAUGCUGCUUGCUGGGGAGGCUGCACCAGCAGCCAACGACGCCGAACCCCCGUUUGCUGGAACAGCCCAGCAUAAUCCGAAAAGCAUGCGCCGCGCCAUUGUCUACGCUGCAACAACCAAAACAUAUUAAUUUUCACAUUAAAUACAAAGGCAUGGCGCUGGCCCGUUCGCGGGCUGCGCUACGGUGCUGCUACCAUAAUACAACGGUUUCAAGACAAUGCUUUAGCUCCAGUCGACAGCUACAGCAUCCGCGCUCUGCAGGCACACUGUCUAUACCACAAACGAUACAAAGCGACGAUCAGCCUGACGAAGAAACUAUUGAAACAAUGAUUCAAUGGAAAGAUUCAAUGGCCCGUUUGCGACGUGACGCAGAUCAUGAUGGGGUGAUGGCAUCGCUUCGGGCCAUUCGCAACAAAAACGAUCGAUUCCUUACAAGCGAGGCAGCGCAACCCAUAUUAUUCGAUAUACUAGACUCGGCUAUUACGAAACAAAAGUGGACAGCGGAAAUUAUUCAAAUUGCAGAGCACCUGCGUGACCAACAUAACUUUGAAUGGCCGGAGCUCUAUCACAGACUCAUCGAACAUCACCUACAUGAGGGGAGAGGCGAUCUCGCAGUGUUUUGGCAUCUGAAUUUGAGCCCCAAAUUCCCGCCAACGGAAGCUACUGGCCGAAAUCUAUUAAUUAAAUUUAUUGAAGACCCAAACGAAGACGUGCAGUCGGCGUUACGGUCAAUAUACAGCUUCAGCCCUGGCCGAAAUGUAUAUGACGUCGUCAUACCACAACUCUAUGCCGCCGGAAAGUCGAAUCUGGCAAGGAAAUGGCGAAAAACUUUUAAACUUGGUAAGGAUAACCCAAAAUCGGCUCGCUGUCGACCAUUCCUACGAUAUCUUGCAUCAUAUUACCCAUCAAUACAACUCUCGGCCGAGGAGCGGCGCUUGGCUGAUCUUGAGCCGUUGUCAACAACGACUAGCGAUACAGGUCUAGCACCUCCAGAAAGUCGGCCUUAUAGUGAUGGUAUUAUCGCCCGCUGGUUUGCCAGCUCUUGGACUUCUGUGGAGUUUGCCAUCAACUUCAUCGCACAGAUUGGCAUUCCGGCAAUUGGACCGCGGUCAUUGCAGGCAUUGGCUCUUCGUGAAGCUAAUGCGAGUGAUUUGUUUGCUCGACUAAAAGAACUCGAUGCAGCUGGAAUCGGCAUCCCGACUAAUACCUAUGGUAUUGCCAUCGCACAGUUUGCUCGAGAGAGAGACGAUGAAUCGUUAACGGCAAUUCUCAAUUGUGAUAUCCAUCCGGACGAGUUUGACGACAGUGAAACGAGAGCUCUGCUUAUUAAUGCAGCCAAACGUACUGGAAACAGUGCUCAACAAUAUCUUUUGGAAAGAGUCGAACGUAUACUUCAAACACUGGAGUCGACGCCAGCGCCGACCUUAGCGGAGACGACAUUGUCAGCACAAGGAGUACCAAAAGAUAUAACUACCACAGAGCCUGUUUCACAACAAGCGGCUAUGGCUGUGCUGCAGUCUAUUUUUGGCCGCAUUUCAAUGCAUAAUAAGCGGAUUUUACUCAAGCAGCACACGCAAGAUCAUGUUGAUCUUGCGAUUGCUGCAAUGUUCCGUAUUACGCGGUCGAAUUUCGCCAUCCCAACCAAAUAUUGGGCCCAUUUGUUGGAGAUUCUGGGCCGUAGUGGCAGGCUACAAGACCUCGAGGCCAUCAGCUUGCAGCUUGUCAAACUAUAUACCUCCAAUAACCGUGGCUUGGUGUUAAUACAUGGGACGGAUGUGCCGCGGUCGUCAUUUCGAUAUGCUAAUGGUUCUGAGGAUUCGGCAGAAGCCUCCGACGAGCAUAUAGAAGAGUUACCAUUAUCGGUAGCACAACUGGAAGUUGAUCUACAUGCAUCACCGAAAGUCGUUGACGAUGUUUACGAGCAAACCAUGAAUAGCGAGGUUGGCGAAGCCGCAUCAACUGAUGACUACAACAACUUAUUCGCAGCUCGAGACACUGCCGCUCGUAUGCCUUCUGUAGACCACAAGCAAGAGUCUCUCAAACGCCUGCAGCAGGUAUUUACCAAAACCAGCAAGAGUAACGAUGGCCACGAGGUACCUCAAGCUGAAAGCCAAGACGGCAACUCAAGUACCAAUAUCUCCAGUUCAACAGCUGGUGAAAUUACUUCUGCUGACGACUUUUACGCCCUGUUUUCUACGAGAAGGCACGAACACGGAACAGUGAAAAAAUCUAAGAAGAGCCGACAGGAGAUUGCCACAGAGCGACUUGAUGCAUUAAUGGCAAGCGAUGGCCCUACGCAGCCCAUUGGCAAGCAAGCAAGCAAGCGAAUCGCCGGCCCGCGGCCCCAAGAGUUAAUCAUCAGAAGCUACUACGGUUAUCCGCUGGCUGAGCGAGAGUACAUCCCUGCCGAUAUGCCGUUCAGCCAUCGGCAGCACCCCCUACAGAAGGUGUUUAAUAGCACGAUGCAACGGCGCAUCAUUCGCUGGAGCUUCGACCAGCUGAUGCGCGCCAAGUCUGCACAGGUUAACAAGUACACUCUGCUGCGCGGCGAGUCGUGGGAUUUUGCAUCAGGCGUGCGCAUGCUCGCUCUGCUGCGGGAUCAAGGGGUUCUUAUUGACCAAGAUUUGCUCUGCGCAAGCAUUGUAUCGCGCAUUGCUGUCAGCCAGAUCCCCGGCCGUCUGCAGCAUAGCUCGCGAGAUACCACAGCGCAGUCCAUGGAGUAUCUGCUCAGAUCUAUGGAGCUCGCGUGGGGGGAUAAGCUGUUCGAAUCGGCAGUUGAGCUGAAUGAUCGCGUCGAGGUUAGUAAGGUGCAGACUUGGGAUCGGUACUCAAGGCUAUUCGAGAAGAGAGAGCGACGUAAACGGAAAGAUACGUACAAUGUCGGAGGCGCGAAGACGCUGUAAUACUGGCGUUUUGGUCUUUUGGUUUUUGAAGAAGACUUGUUUGUGGAAAGCACACUUUGUAUUAUUACGGGAGAACAACAAAAAGCAUGGCCUGGCGUACAUGUAUAUAUCAAAAUA